AGCCUCACAGAAAGAUUCUAAAAGAAUGCUAAAUUUGUAGUAUGUUAAUAUCCUUUCCAAUAUUAUCAUUUUAAAUCUCCAAAAUGGUGCCGCAAUAGUGUAAAGUUGAAGAGAGACUUGGGCAACUAUAAAAUGAAAAUAUCAUUCACAUCCAAAGAGUGGAAAUGUAGAUGCUGCAUAUAGUUGGUUAAGAUCUUCUCCAUGUUGAAAAAAUUUAAUUAAUUCAUUCUUAGACUCUCUUGUAUUGUGAAAUAUGAGUAAUAAUUUGUAACUUAUUUGUGUUUAAGGCUAGUUUUGAAGAGAAAAUUAAACAAAUGGAGAAAAAGAAGGAAGUAUAUGCAGAGAGUGAGUGUAAAGUUCAAGAGAGAAUUACACAACUAGAAAGUGAAAAUAUCAUUCACAUCCGUGAAGUGGCUAGUCUGGAGGAGAAAAUAUUGUUAUUACACACGGAAAAGGAUGUUCUGUUGCAUCGAGUGACUGUUCUUGAGGCUCAAAUUUCACAAUUUUCGAAUGAAAAGGAGUCCUGGCUCCAAAAGGAGGUGAGAUUGGAGGAAACAAUAAAACAUAUAGAGGAAAGAGAUGCGCUGAUAGGAAAGGAGAACUUGAUGGAAGAAACAGUUUCAAAGCUGAAUGCUGAUAAUGCAUUUUUACAAACACAGGUGAAGGAACUUGAAGAGUUGCAGAGAAGUUGUGUACUAGAAAAUCAGCUGCUGAAAGAAACUGUAACUACUCUGCAGUCACAAAUACAUGUCCACGUAAAGAGUGCUAAUAUUCCUUAUUCAUCAUCUGGGAGGAAUCAGGUAAAUGAAUCGUGUAUGGAUGAACUUCAUCAGCAGGGAGGUCCAGUGAAACAAGACUCUCUAUCUUCUAAAUCCGGUCCAAUAGCCCUAAACGUUGAGUCUUCUUAUUAUAGUAAUAAUAAUACCGAUAGUUCAACUACUGACCGUGAAAUCACAAGUGCCGAAGAUUCACUGGUUGAACCCACUCAGAUACUUCCUGAAUCUGAGGACACGACUCAGUCCAAAGAUGGCAGUAAUGACGGUACGAACAUCAGUCUAUCUGAUGAGAUCGAGACAAGUGAAAUAGUGCAAAUUCCUUUAGAGGAUGAUGAUGUUGUUGCUGCAACAACAGAAUCGAAAAGCAUUUCCGCCGAUGAGAACACAGAGGUUCCUCUCUCUGAUGCGCCUCUGAUUGGGGCUCCAUUUCGCUUAUUCUCGUUCGUGGCCAGGUACGUUAGCGGGGCAGAUUUGGUUGAUAAAAGCUCAGGUUAGGUAUAGUAAUAAUAACUCUAUACAAAAAAAAAGUAUCCAUUCAUGCUUGUAACAUUAGUGAUUUAGUUGCCAACACUUGGAGGAGAAAAGCCAAAAGCAUAUGGACCAUACAUGAUACAAACUAGUGAAUUUCUGUGUCAUUUUUUUUACUUUGUUUUUUUACUCUUUUGUUGAAUGAAAAAGAGCCACUUUC
Molecule: messenger RNA, 1464 nt
Organism: Cuscuta campestris
Lineage: Eukaryota; Viridiplantae; Streptophyta; Magnoliopsida; Solanales; Convolvulaceae
Source: the annotation of a GenBank genome assembly